UCUCCCUCACCCUCACCUCACCCCUGCCCCUUCACCUGUGUGUGCUCGUUCUUGAGACUUGGAGAGAAGAUGUAAAUGGUGGAACAGAUGAAAUUCUUCCUGUGCCCUGACUUUCGUUUGCUCUGUCAGGGAGAUACUUCUUGGCCCUCCCAGGCCGGACCCCGUGGCUUGUGACUGCUGCUGGCAGACUAUUUGGGCAGAAAGACUCCUGCCUCAUCAGACACACACGGCCCCUGCUAGUGCUGCGUGAUGGGUGUGAGAGGUCUGCAGGGGUUUGUGGGCAGCACGUGCCCACAUAUAUGCACAGUGGUGAACUUCAGAGAGCUGGCAGAGCACCACCGGAGCAGGCACCCUGGCUGCCCCCCGACCAUCGUGGUGGAUGCCAUGUGCUGUCUCCGGUACUGGUACACGCCUGAGUCCUGGGUCUGUGGUGGCCAGUGGAGAGAAUACUACUCUGCCCUGCGGGAGUUUGUGAGGACCUUCACAGCUGUCGGCAUCAAGCUGAUAUUCUUCUUUGAUGGCAUGGUAGAGCAAGAUAAGAGAGAGGAAUGGGUGAAGCGGAGACUCAAGAACAAUAGGGAGAUAGCUCGGAUUUUCCAUUACAUCAGGUCACACAGGCAGCAGCCAGGCAGAAAUAUGUUCUUCAUACCCUCGGGACUGGCCAUAUUCACACGGUUCGCUUUGAAGUCUCUGGGUCAGGAAACGCUUUGCUCGCUGCAGGAGGCCGACUAUGAGGUGGCUUCCUACGGCCUCCAGAACAACUGCCUGGGCAUUCUCGGGGAGGAUACUGACUACUUGAUCUAUGACACCUGCCCCUACUUUUCCAUCAGCGAGCUGUCCCUGGACACUCUGGAGACAGUCAUGCUCUGCAGAGACAAGCUCUGUGAGAGCCUGGCCCUGCGCCGGACCGACCUUCCUCUGCUGGCCUGCUUGCUCGGCAAUGACAUCGUCCCUGAAGGCGUUUUCGAGAGCUUCCGUUACAAAUGCCUGUCUUCCUACACGGCGGUCCGUGAGAACGUCGACCGCAGAGGCAGUGUCAUCUUGGCUGUGGCAGACCACAUCGCUCAAGUUCUUCGUCUGCACCAGGGAGAGAAAAAGCUAGAAGAGAUGCUACCAUUGGGACAGAACAAAGCUCUUUUUUAUAAGGGACUGGCAUCUUAUCUUUUGCCGGGGCAGGAAUCUCCAUGGCUUUUCCAAAAAUCCGAAGAUGUGAUAACUUUGAACAAAGAGGUAGUGCCCACGUACACACACCCUGAGUCCAGCAGGCAGGAAAGCUCUGAGGGCCACCAGCAAGAAGUGCCCGAAUGCAGGCAGGGUUCCUUGGGAGCAGUUUUUGAACCCCAGCAAGAAGUUUCUCUGCCUGUGUACUCUGAAUCCAAGCAAAAAUCACCUUUAGAUACAGAACCUGAGUUUGGGCUAGAAGCUGAAAUGAAACAUGAAGACCUUGUGAAUAUGGAGCCUGAGACCCAGCCCCAAGUCACCAUGGUGUCAGACCCUGAAAUCUUAAUGGUGGCCCGAGCCCGGCACGUGCAGGCGGAGAGCUACCUGGUGUACAGCGUCAUGACCAGCGGAGAGGUCGAGUGCAGCAGCACCCUGGAGGACGCCCUGGACCAGGCGCUGCCCAGCCAGGCCUUCGUGUACCGCCCCGUGCGGCAGCGCGUGUACUCCCUGCUCCUGGGCCACAGCGUGGAUGGCACUGAUGUCUGCCCUACCGUCAAGGAGUGGUUUGUGUACGCUGGGAACCCCCUGCAGCAGCCGGACCUCGUCAGGCCACUGCAACUGAACAUGCCAGGAGGAACACCCAGUUUGAAACGCUUGUGGCUGAACCAAGAGCCCGAAGUACAAGCCCAGCGCUUGGAUGCUCUGCUGGCCUGUUUUGACCUAUCAUCCGCCAGAGAAGAGCUGCAGGAGGUGGAAGACCCCUUUAAAGCACUCUGCUGCCUCUUGACCUACCUGUUUGUGCAGGUGGACACCCUGUGCAUGGAGGACCUCCACACGUUCAUUGCCCAAGCCCUGUGUCUCCAAGGGAAGCCCACCGUGCAGCUCAUGGACUUGGAGCUUGACUACAUCGACUCCAGAGCUGUGCAGCUUGGCUCGCUGUUUGUCCGCGGCCUCACCACCCUGGUGCUGGUCAACAGCGCCUGUGGCUUUCCCUGGAGCAUGAGCGACUUCAUGCCCUGGAACGUGUUUGACGGGAAGCUCUUCCACCAGAAGUACCUGCUGUCGGAGUCAGGGCACAGUGUGGAGGCUCUUGUGGAACAGAACAGGACACGGCUUGCCAGGUUCCAAGCCCUCAAGUCGGCCGUGUGCAAGGCCUGCAUGAAGGAAAACAGGCGCAUCACCAGCAGGCAGCCCUGGCGCUCACACCACACAGGGAGGUGGGAGCGAGAGGGCUCCAGUUCCCACAGGACAAGUUCUGGGCACAGCCGGUCUGGCCAAGGACAACACUGGAGAGACCAGGCAUCAGGAAGUCGAUCAUAUGAGCCUGACCAGUGGAGAAGAUAUUCCUCAUCGUCUGGGUGGUCCAACUGAUGCGUGCCAUAGGGGCAGCCAUUCUCGGUCAGCCAGUCAGUAUGUGUUACUCUGUAGUGCCAACAUAGACUAAGUACACACCGAGAUGGAAGGGUUCUUGGAGACAAGACUCCGAGCCCCUCACAGUCAGGAGCGGCGAUGGACAGCACCCAGCAUCCCCACACCCUUGGGCAGGAGGGCCUGGGAGUUUGCCCUGAGCAGCACCAACGUGUUUCACAUGCCAGCUCUGAGUUUUUGGACUCUGUGUGUCUCACUUGAGGGCAUUCCCGUUGGAAGGGGACCCACAGGUUCAUGUUACCAUUUGCUCCAACAAGGAAUUCAUCUAGACUACCCUGAUUCAAAGAAACGAGCCCAUAACGGUGCUCAGAACACUUGGACCUCUGGAAGCCAUCAGGAGCAGCCCACACCGGGACAGAAGGUCACACGCUUGCUCGUCGGGAAGGCCUGGCACCGGAAAGCCAAGUGGAGGCAGGCUGGCCCUGGUGGUGCCAGCGAUGCCCACUGUGCAGGCUGUUUAUCACCCUGAUUGAGUGUGACUUUGUUUCUAUUUCUCAUUUGGAUCAUUAUUCAACUUCUAACCCUAAAGAGAACCUCGAAGACGUCCUGUGCUCUGGCCACCUGGGACUGUCCUGCCCUAUUGUCCUGCCACCUCCUGCUUGGUGUCCCCUAAGCCCCAGGCUGUCGUCUUGCAGCUGAAAAGUUUGCUUCAGAUCUUGGUUUCUCCUUGUAAGCCGAGUCCUCACUCUGGAAAUGAAAGAAAAAGAAAGUGCUAGCUCCUGGGACUGUUAAAUAUAUGCAAACUGCAUCAGCUUCCUUCUGCUUAGGGCCCUUUCUCCAUGCAGCUUUUCACCCCAGAUGUCCUGUAAUGAAAAUAAAACGAUCCCAGUGUUCGAGCACAGCCCCCAGUGACUGAAGCAGCCCUUUCCUGUAAACCUGCGGUCCCUGGCCGUGCUUAGGAGGGCCGGGCACUGGGCAGGACGGGGAUACCGACAGGAGCAGAGUGCUGAUGUACUCAGAGCCAGGGGCGUGCCCCGCCCCGGCCAGCGGUGAGUCUUCACCCCGGUCCACUACUCCACAGCUUCCCAGGAGCAGGUGGCGGUGCUCGAGCUCUCCGAGGGUGAUAGCCUGUAUUGGUGAUGGAGAGCACCGGUCACUGCAGGCUCUUCACUCUCCUUGACAUAAUGUGUUUUUCAAGUCCUGCCUAUUUGGACUUAAUGUCUGGUUUCCUCCACUUUGAGAUGUGAGGUUCCUUCAGAACUCAGAAAGCAAAAUGGGUAAGUGGGCACCAGCAUUUCCUGACUGACUGUCAGCAGAGGGAGCUGACUGAGCAAGAGGCAGAGGACAGGGUGGGCUGUGGGAUGAUAUCUGGAUGGAAAGACUGUCACAGGGUGUCAGCCUGGCCUGCCCACCUCCCCGAGAAGAGAGGACCUUGGGGCUGCCCAGGGACUGCCUGCCUUUCUCACUUGGUGUGGUCUCUGUCUGUGCCCAGAGCUCCUGGUGCUCCGCCCGUGGGCCUCGCCAGAAACAAGCCUGACAGGGAGGGCCGCCACUGGCAGACCCUCCUCUCUCUCUGACUCCUGAGCACAGUGGUCUGUCCACACCCUACCCAGCGUCUCCCUGUCCAGGGCUCCUAUGUGCUGCUCCUUGUUACUCAUGCUCUGUUUUCCGGGGUCGGGAGGUGGGGGAGCAGGCUCCCUGUGUCCUGCUGCGCUGGCCUGCCCAGUUGGCAGUAAUUGUCCCUCCCUGCUCAUUUUCCCUAGCUCACAGACCUGAACUCACUGGGUGUCAGGUAAGAAUUACAGGGAACUAAAUUAAAAAAAAAAAAUGCACAGGACUAGCCUGGGGUGAGACAGCAAGAGGAUUAAGGAUUUGACUUGCGUGUGGUGACCUGGGUUUGAUCUCCAGCAUCCCAUACGGCCCCCCGAGCCCCCAGGAGUAACCCCUGAGCACAGCUGGGUGUGCCCUCCCCACAAAAUAAGCCUGGUCUCUACUCCUGAGAAUCCCCCAGAAACCCAAGGGUGCAGGGCCCUGAGAACUCACUGAUGGGCCAUGGCAGAGCCACUGCCCCACAUGCUGAGCCAGGGCCAGGGCUGCUCUGGCAUGGGACAGGAGCUUGUCAUCUACGGUGAGCGUGACAGGCCCUCGCUCCCAGAUGGGGUGAGCGUGCAUGGUGUGGCGUGUUUGUCACACCUUUGCCAACACUGCUCUUCUUCUAUGGGGCAACUCCAAACCCAGAGUCACUCUCGGGCUAUCGGUGCUGCUUCCUCCUCUGCUUUCUCUGGUCUGGGCUUUGGGUUCAGAUCCUUAAGUCGGUACAAAACGUCCUGAGCUAGACACCCCUUUGGCUGCUGAGAUGUGGAGAGAGCAGAUAAUUCUAGUCACGUAAGCCUUUCUGUGGGACCAGGUUCUUCCAGCUGCAGCCCUAACCCCAGUUCCCAGUGUGGGCUGCUGUGUGACCCCGGGAUGCUGAGGGACCCGCCCCCUGCGGCUGUGGUGACUCCAGCAGAGGUUCUGUGGAUCCUGGGCCACUGAGAACGUCAGGGUGGGCAGAGCCUACAGAGAAGCCUCUCUCGGGCUGGAGGGAUGGUCACUAGGCAGCAUCUCUGUGUCCUUCUGUCUCGCCACUUUGACUUUACCCUGAAGUAUGUACCCAGAGUUCAGAAACCCUCCUCUCCUUUGCUCUCGCUGGUAAUGGGCUGUUUCUGUGGAUUUCCUUGUAAUAACUUAGUGGUUUUUUUUCUGAACCUUUGUUUUUUUCUUUCGUAUUUUUUUCUUUCUGAGUCUUAAAGCUGAGUUAAUAGUUUUGUUGCUAGCACUGUGAUGUGGGCAUCACUCACUGCUCUUCAUAAACAUUUCCACAGCAUAAAACUAUGGGUUGAAUUUUGUGUGGAAUAAAUGUUAUAAAAAUUA
Molecule: messenger RNA, 5442 nt
Organism: Sorex araneus (European shrew)
Lineage: Eukaryota; Metazoa; Chordata; Mammalia; Eulipotyphla; Soricidae
Gene: FAM120B
Product: family with sequence similarity 120B
Exons: 12
Coding region: 250-2532 (760 amino acids)
Cellular component (GO): nucleus
Source: RefSeq, a predicted model, not a curated record